Toxorhynchites rutilus septentrionalis is the source of this 952-nucleotide messenger RNA. It is a transcript of the gene Npc2f, whose product is annotated as NPC intracellular cholesterol transporter 2. NCBI's taxonomy places the organism in Eukaryota, Metazoa, Arthropoda, Insecta, Diptera, Culicidae. The transcript is spliced from 4 exons. The coding region runs from base 139 to 660 and encodes 173 amino acids. The record is from RefSeq and is a predicted model, not a curated record.
CCUCUGCUGGCGGUAACAAGAGCGCAUCCAUUCCAAGCAGGGAAAGUGCGAUAUUUAUCAGCAGGUGCAAUUAGUUCUGUUACGGGUGCCAAGCGGAAAGCAUCACAAGCUGCAGAUAGUUUUUGUUUAUUCGAGGAAAUGAAGUGCAAAGUAGGAUUUACGAUUCUGCUUGGAUUAUUAUUGACUGUGCAAACUUUGAGAUUUAAUUUUACGAGCGGGGGGCACAAUAGAAGUUCUCCACCGGCGAAUCGUCGUGCUCCCAAGCUCGGACUUGUCUUCGAGGAUUGCGGGGCUCGCUUCGAUGUGACUGCGAUUUGGUUAUCCAGUUGUUCCAGUGUACCUUGUGUUAUGCCGCACAAUGCUAACGUAUCAGUCAGUGUCGCGUUCCGUACCAACGGAGCCCUGAUUACACCCACGCUGAGACACGAAGCGUACUUUAUAAUCCUUGCCGCGCGAAUCAAGGCAACUAUCAGUCCAACCACGUGUGAAGCUUCACUCUGUCCGUUAGUAACUGGCACCGACGGAAUGAUGUUCCACGCGUCCCUUCACAUCAGCCCCAAGCUACCGACGCUGCUAGGAAAGCUCCGCUGGGAACUACGUAACGAAGCGAAUGAGGUGGUGUUGUGUUAUCAGCUACCCGUUCGAAUAAGCGUGCGCUGAGGGAAGCUUUCCGCUGUGGAAAGUGCUGCACUCUAGUUGUGGAAACGAAUGAGAUUGAAUGAACGGAGGAUGGUGACGACAUAGCAGUGGCGCUGUGAUCGUUUGAAAGUUAUUUAGCUAUGUUUUAAUAAUGUUUUAGAAUGGCUUAGUCACAGAAUGGACAGGUCAAAGAGAUUUGCUAUCUUUUGAAAUUGAUUUAUAUUUUUGAAUUAUUUAAUAUAAAAUAAAGAAAAAAUCGCCGUGUAAAACUCUUGUCCCAGAAGCUAUUUGAAGUUCGAUUUAGUCAAUUUCU